CUUACGCGCUUUCCCACCCAAUCUUAAAUUGGCAAAGGGUGCAUAAUUCCGUGUUAUAUUUUUGCAGAUAUAGUGCACAUAGGAUUAUAAUGUAGACAUCAGCAAGCAACAGUGUACAAUUUUAAAGUACUUACUAUAAAAUGACAGGAAUCGAAUCACUAGAAACUUCACUUUUGAUGCUGGUGUAGGUUAAGAAGAUAUUUCUGAGCAUGCAGAAUAAUGGUGUGUGGAUUUUUCUUAUUUUUGUCACAUUUUGGAUAUUGCUCUUUGGUUUUCUUCUUGCUGGAUUAGGAAUAUGGAUGGUUGUUGACAGUUACAGUUCUACACCAGACAAACUUGUUGGCACAAUUACGGACAAUUUGGUGUCUUGCCAAGUUGUGGGUUAUUGCAUGCUAGCAGUAGGAGCCCUGACAGUGGCCAUUGUGGCUAUUUUCCUGCUGGGAAACAUUUGUGUUAGUGCUGGACAGAAGUCAAAUCAUUUGAAAAUAUAUUUUGGCUGUUUGGUUGUUCUUUGUUUACUUCUAAUAUGUGGAAGUAUUCUUUUGGCCUUCUCAAGAGUGGACAUGGAACAAUCUCUAGAAAGCAUACUGAUAAACAGAUAUGGGCAUGUAGAUUACCCAGAGGUGACAGACUUGUGGGACAAAUACCAACAAAAGCUGGAGUGCUGUGGAUUGCAGAGAUCUGGCUGGGGAAUGUAUAAAUCUUCCCACUGGUAUCUCAGUCAGAUGAACAAAAAUAUUUUGGUGCCCAGGUCUUGUUGCAACACCACAAGUGAAGCUACAGUAGAACAGUGUCAGAAUCCAGCAGACAACUACAUGCACCCGAAGACUGCACCCAAACGUGGAAGACAUAAUAAUGCUCUGUUUUAUAAUAGUUGCAUGGAAGGCGUGCUAGCCCAGCAAAUGCUGAGUAGAGGAUUUGUAACAUUGAUCUUAGUAGUGAUUCUUGUCACUGCUUCCUCAAUGAUUGUUAGCAUGGGUGUGUCUAUGGCCAUAGUCCAUAAACUAGAGGAAGAAAAGAAGACCAGGAGAAAGCUUGAACAGAAACCAGACCCAUCCUAUAAUUUUCCAACACCACCUGAUUAUAUUGAUGAGUUUAGUUUGCCUCGUGGGUAUAUUUUCAUGGACGAAGUUUCAAAUUUCAGUGAUCAAAAGUCAAAUGAUGCAACAAGCAUGUCCUCUGGGAUAGAUACCCUAGAGCAAAAAAGAUUUUGAGAGGUUGUUAGGACUACCUACAAACUUCCACCAUCACCCCACUUUGGAUGGAUGUCUUGUCCUCACCACCACUUAACCAGUCGCUGGUCAACCAUGGUCCCUCAGAGAUUUACAGACACCACGAACACAACAGCCUGCUGUUACAGUAUCAAAAUAACAAGUUCUUUGUAAGAUGGAAAAACUCCCAAUUGACAUCCAUCUUGUGUUUUUAACUGUCAAAUGAAAAUACAUAAAUUGAGUUGCCUUCACAUAUGUAACUAUGUGAUUCUAUGGUACCUAUCUUGGAUUUAUUUUUUCGUUUUCAUAUUUUUUAAUUAUUUCUAUAUAUGCAGGAGUGUGUGAGCAUGUCUAUAAUGCACAUUGCGACUUCAAAACAGAGAGAAAUGAACUUGGAAUGAAUUCUGUUCAAUACUGUGGGAUGUGCAACAUAUUUUUUCCUUUAAACACAGAAGUGCUUCUAUGCAACAACAAUGCUGAGACAUUUUAAACGUUUAGAAGUUUUAUUUAUCUCUGUACAAAGAAACCUAUGCCAUAAUGUAAAUAUUUGAUUUGAAAAUGUAUAUAUUUAAAAAUCUGAAAAAAUAUCUAUGUACUGUGUACUGAGCCCCUGGCCCUUUUCAGCAAAAAAUAAACUCUAUUUCUAAUAAUAAUAAUAUAUCAUUUUCCCAUCUACCUAUUAGAUAAGCAGGAUAACUAGUUCUUUUUAUCUGAACAUUGAGCAAUGCCAUAACGAUCCAAAGAGAUUUAGUUUAAUCCCAGCAUAUCUUUAAUUUUUUUUUAUUUUUACUUUUUUAAUAUAUUAUUUUAAUUAGUUAUUUUUCCAAGAAAAUUUGCAGUGUAUGAGUGACUUAAUAGCUUAACAUGCUCUAUCACUUUAUAUCACAAAUAGGGUCAUUUUGCAAGAAUAAAUAUAAAACAGGUCCCCACUGGUGUCACUGUCAAAUAUAUCUCCUAUGUAGUCCUUGUCUAAUUCAAUCAUUCUGUCUCAAAAAUCUGUCUAGUAAGAAGUCCUAUACAAAAAGUUUUAUCCCACUGAAAGGCAGAAAGAGUCAAAUAUGUGCAAGUAACUGCAUUACCUAAACAAAGAUAAUCUCGAACAGCUAAAAGUUGGUGUUCCAAAAAUUAGUAUAAUCUAUAAAAUGUCUCCAGAUUGGAAUGCUGGUCAACAGAAAUGUAUGAUUUUAUAAACAGUUUCUCAAAUGCAUGUCACAUUUUCAAGGCACAACAGCUGACACCCACUUAAAAAGGCCUGGAAGCUUGAUUUCACAACUAAUACUGAAAAUUUUAAAUAGGCAGUUUAAGGUAGUGAGAUGCAAAAGCUUAUUCUCAAAGCUAUUUCACUUUUUGUCAAACUUUUUACAUGCAUGGGAAUGUGUGUUGUUAGAUGCUGAUAUGACAGACAA
This is a messenger RNA of Lingula anatina, 2617 nucleotides long. RefSeq lists its product as uncharacterized. NCBI's taxonomy places the organism in Eukaryota, Metazoa, Brachiopoda, Lingulata, Lingulida, Lingulidae. Gene Ontology annotation, cellular component: plasma membrane. The record is from RefSeq and is a predicted model, not a curated record.